Molecule: messenger RNA, 3268 nt
Organism: Drosophila navojoa
Lineage: Eukaryota; Metazoa; Arthropoda; Insecta; Diptera; Drosophilidae
Gene: pzg
Product: putzig
Biological process (GO): regulation of transcription by RNA polymerase II
Cellular component (GO): nucleus
Molecular function (GO): DNA-binding transcription factor activity, RNA polymerase II-specific; RNA polymerase II transcription regulatory region sequence-specific DNA binding
Source: RefSeq, a predicted model, not a curated record
AUAGCCAGCGAGAUCCACACACACACACACGCGCGACACAGACACAUUGCACACACGCGGCGUAUAUAAUGAACAAUCAACUCAACCCGGCCACCUACCGCAAAUUCAAUAAUUUGCUGAGCAGCGGCGCAGUCACCGUCACCGGUCCCGGUCAGCCACGCAUAUUGAAGACGACGCGCCUGGCGACGCCCGCAUCGAGCGCAGCAACGCAGCAGCAGCAAAGCAUGAUGGACUCGGACUCAGCAGCACGGUGUUACAUCUGUGACGACCCACUGCAGCCCAGCCAAACGCAGACGGCUGUUACGGAUAUGUGUACCACGCACACCUCCACCAAAUUUCCGAAUAAGCUGGCCCAGCUGGUGGGUGAGGGCUUCUUAGUGAUUGUGUGCAAUGAGGAUUUCGUUUGCACGCGCUGCACCAAUCUGGUCAACUACUUUGAUCGGUUAGAGAACGAUGUGGAGCGCGUAAAGGCGAAUCUGUUGAACUUGCUAAACAAAAAGUAUGGCAUCAACGAGGAUAGCGGCGGCAGUCAUUCAGACGCCGCCAGUCCUCCGCUCAAGAUGCAAAAGUUGAUCAGUGGCACAGGUAAUCGGUCCUUGGAGGAGGCUGGAGGUGGGGACAUGCUGCGCCAGCGCAAACUAGUGCAGCAGGCGCCAGCCUCGCAGCAACUGAAGCUGACCGCAGGUGGUCAAGGUGGCGCUGUAGCCAGCACAAAUCCGCCAGUGCAGCGUAAGGCGACAAAGAUCUACAAGUGUACGUCGUGCGAUUACAAGACCUCGGAUAUGCGUCUGUUUAACACCCACUACGAGACCUGCAAGCAGCAGACGUUCCAGUGCAAGACCUGCCGCAAGAUCUUCCCACAUUUCGGUGCCAUGAAGCAGCACAUGGUCCGGGAUCAUAACACGGCCAUGGACAACACGUGCGCGAUGUGCCACAUCAAUUUCGUGAACGAGGCCAGCCUGCGCAAGCACAUGGAAACCAAUCAUGCCACAAAUGUUCUGGUCACCAGCACCACAACCAUACCAGCAGCUGCGGCGCCUGUGACAGCGGCAGCUGCUGCUGCCGCGGCUGCGGCUGGCGUCACCGAGUCCAUUGGCGCCUCCGGCUCAGCUCUGUAUACAUGCAAUCACUGUCAGUUCAAGUCGACCGACAAGGGCGUCUUCGAUGAGCACAUGCGCAAACACAUCAGCGGCAAGCCGAAGCCCUUCAAGUGCCGCCUCUGCUCGCAGCGAUUCGAGACACGCGAAGCGGCCACCAUUCAUGCCAAGCAGCAUCAGACGAACUACUUCAAGUGUGGCCAGUGCGCCAUGACGUUCCCCAAGCGCGAGCUGCUGGUCAAGCACGUCGAGCUGCAUCAGGCUGAGAAGCUAAAUGCCUCAAGCGGCGGCAGCCAGAACUUGAACACACAGAAGCUGCUGCAGGAGACGAUUGAUGAGGCGCUCAGCGAUAGCGUGCCAUCCCAGGGAGCCGGCACUGUUGUGGCCAGCGGCGGUGAGGCUGAGAAUAACAUUCGAUUCUUUUCGUGCAGCAUCUGUUCGCUGACCUUCAUUCAGGAGACGUACUACAAUCACCACAUGGAGACGCAUAGGCGCGACAAGAAGGGCUCGGCUGCCGGCGGCGGCACCACAGCCCUCAACUCAGCAGCGACAGCGCUGCUCAGCGAUGAGCCAGGAGACUCGGGCUCUGGCGCCAAGGAGGAGCUCAACGAGCAGAAUGCCGAGGCGGACAUUGAGAGUCUGUUUGAGAAGCUGCAUUCCGAUAAGAACGAUAGCGAGAAGAGCGGCAAGAAUGAGAUGGUCAUCACCUCGCAGGAGGGCAGCGGCGGCAUCACGUUCAACAUAACCAUACCGCAGGUGGAUGCCAGUGGCGAGCAGGCCGAGAAGCAUUCGCCAAACUCGCAGGCGCCCGUUUCGGUGAGCAUCGACAUGCCUGUGCUGGACCAGGCCGAGGAGGAGGAGUCACAGUCCCAAAGCAGCAACGACAACAAAGCAGCCGACGGCGGCAAAUCGAAUGCAGCGCCCGUCUCGAUGCCCAGCCUGGACGAUGACAAUGAGGCAGCGGCAGCCGGGGCAGCGGACACAACUGACGGCAAUGCGGCCAGCAGCGGAAAGGCGAGCGAAAAGAGCGGCUCCAAGGCUGACCAAUCAGCAGCUAAGGAGAAGUCCAAGGAGGCCGAACAAUCUGGCAAUGCGGAGGGCGACGCAGAUAAGCGAGAGUCCAACGAGACAACAACAGCCGAACAAGCAGCCGAAUCGGAGGCAGCGGCCAACGAAGCUGCCGAGGCAGAGGCAGCUGCCUCAGCUGAGGGUGAGACGGCCGAAGCAUCCGGCGGCGAGCAACAAGUGGCCAUGGAGCUGGAUGAGGCCAUGCAAGCCCAGGUGGAUGGCGGCCAAAUCAAGUUCAUUGUCAAUGAGAACGGACACCUACUGCAGCUGGACAACCACAUAUUGACCGAUGCGGAUGGUAAUCAGAUCAUAGUACAAGACCCGGAGCAAAUCCAGCAGCUGCUCCAAAGCGUGGGCGUCCUGCAGUCGGGCGAGGGGCUCGAGGGCGAGACGCUGCAGAUGAUGACCGAUGGCAGUGGCCAGAUGGUGCUCGUCCAUGGCGACAACAACGAGCAGCAGCUGAUCGAUGCCUCGCUCCUGAAUUCCGAAGGCCAGAUUAUCAUUCAGCAAGGCCAGGAUGGCGAGGAGGGUCCUCAUGUCAUCAGCGAGGAUGGCACACGCAUACCCGUGUCCGUCUCCUACACUGAGGAUGGCCAGCCCAUUGUCCAGGUGCAACAGCAGGUGCUGGAAGCAGCGCAGGCGAACGCCGAAGAAAAGGAAGCCGCUGCCGCUGGCCAAGAGGAGGCUGGCGAGGAGGCGCAAACAAGCGAAUCGGUGACUGUGACCACCUCGGCUGCCGCAGUGACCACUAGCACGGCCAGCAGUAGCACCGGUGGCACCGCUGGCUUCUUUGCGCUGGAAGAGUUUGCCGAAACGAAAACGGACUAGGAUUGGCUCUAGAAACGGGGCCGCCAACACUAUCCAAUCCUGGCAAGCGAUGAGGACUGGUUUUGAGCGAAAAGAACCAAAAUAAUUGCUAAAUCGAGGUCUGACCAAACUCUCGGCCCAACAUCCGAAAUAUGCAGACUCACACACACACAGACACAAGACAACACAACACGACACAUACGCAUUUUAAAUACGCAUACACACACACAUAUACACUUACACAUUUAUACAUUUAGCUUAUGUAUUAACACUCCGGUUGACAACAAGAACAACAA